Spirodela intermedia is the source of this 3059-nucleotide messenger RNA. Lineage: Eukaryota; Viridiplantae; Streptophyta; Magnoliopsida; Alismatales; Araceae. The record is from the annotation of a GenBank genome assembly.
AUGGAGGUGGAGGAGGGGAUGCCUGGAUCCAGGGUGGGGGAAGGAGUCGAUGUUCUUGUUAAGGUGGAGACAAAUGGAGAUGUGGUGCACAAGGAGCAUCCGAUGAAGGGGGUGGCCGAUUCUGAUGAAAUCGGGAAUUGGGCGGUGGAUCAAUCGCUUCCUAAGUCAGCCGGAUACAAUCCAGUUGCAGGUAAGAUGAACGGGGACGCGAUCCGAGUGGCGGCGACGAGCCCAAUGCCAAAUCCGACGCCGGAUCAGUCUCCUGCUUCGGGCCCGAUUGUCGAUGCUUCUGCUUCACCGUCCCCUGCGUCGACAGCAAAAGGUUACGGGCUGAGAAGAUGGAGGAGAGUGAGGCGGGAUAUUAGCAAGGAAGAAGGCGUCAUCACUGAUCCUAGCCGGGUGAUCAAGCGUGGGUUUUCAGUCACAGAGUCCUCCAAGGUUUUGAACGAGAACAAGCAGAAGAGCGACCUGGAGGGCAAGGACCUGGCCGCUUCCAUCGAUUCGAGGAGUUUGCAGGGUGUAUCUAACGCUCAGGAUAUCGAGCUCGAGCUGUUGGAGGCUGUUGGCAGCUUCUCGGUUGGAAAAAAUUCCGAGAACAGCGAUGAACGAAGCAACACGUCUUCCGCAGCGGGGAGCAUCACCAGAACAAACCACGAAGGAUUAGGAUAUGAGAAGGAGAGGGACCGAGCGAGGAAUUUCAGGGGAAAAUUUUCGGGCAAUGUUGCCCAAGUACGGGGCCAGCGUCGGAAGGGAGGUCCUCUCCAGAUCAAUAAGAAGCUGAGAGGGGAUCAAGUGAAGCUCGAGAAGGACGACUCUCAUUCGAGCGUCGAAUCAGACCUGAGAAGCUCCAACGCAGUCUAUGCACAGUGGGGCAGUACCAGCACUAAUGGCAAGCAGAGUGAAGGAUCUUCGAAUUUCGACGGACUCGUCGACCAUGUUGAAACCCAGGUCACCGAGGACAGCCUCGAGGGAUUGUACAGAAGCGAUGGGGAAGACGUCGCGGACACAUCAAGAGAUGAAUUGCAUGAAGAUGUGUUUGGGAAGGAUAAUUUAGAAAGUAGACAGAGUUGUACCCCCUCUGAAAUAGAUGGAGAUCCCUUUGCUGAGUCGCUAAAUUUACUUCACGCAGUACAUGAAACACUCGAGAAAGGUACUUUACCCUUGCUUGCAUCAAUAUUCUCCGUAGUUCCUAGCUUUGAUUAUUUGUGUUCCAUCCUGUUUGACUGUAUUGAUGAUCAGAAUCUUAGAGAUAAUCGAAAAUUUUCGCCUGUUUUUUCCUUCCUGUUCUUAACUUUGCUUCAUGGUCUGAUCCGGGGGAAUUAUUCAACAAAGGCCUUAACUCAUACGUGUUCCUCCAAAAUAAUCUUGUUCUCCCAGAGAGCUACUUAGGUAUGUAAAUCAUAUGAAAUAUUUCACGCACAUUUUCAAGGACAGCGAAAUCAGGUUCUACAGAGAAGAGUCAGCGCCACGCGGUUGAUGUAAAGUAGCUGGAACUGGUGAAAACCUGCGUCGUCUUGACAAGAUGCCCAUAACAAUUUCAAUUUUCCUGCAAUUACCUGAAAAAGGUAAAGAUUAUAAUAAGCAGACGAACCCAUAUUAUCCCCUGGCCUUGCGUUGUUGUCCAUAUGAUAAAUUCUAUUCCACUGCAUAUGUUACGUUGUGGUCCUGAUAUGGGAAAUUAAAACAAUGGAAACACAGAUUCUGUAUAUUUUCUCGUUCUAAUUGCGUUAUCAGAUUAGUCUCCUUUUCUAUGGCACCAGUUCAUGUUUUGAUACGCCCUCUUCUUUAACGAGGGAGUCAAGGGCUAAACAAUCGUCUGUGUAAGAACUGGGCAACAGUUCUUUAGCUAUAUUCUGUUUUUGUGAAAUGGAGAGAAAGAUUUCUUACCAGAAAAAGAAGGGAUCGGGAUUUAAUGAUUGGAUUAUGCUCCUAAGUUCGUGUCCAAUGAUGGCGGAUCAGCAUGUAUGUCCAGAAAUCUGGAAAACUUUAAGGAGACUCUUAGCAACUGGAGAGAACCACUAUAUCUUCCUUGCAUCGUUGAAGUCAACUUCAGCUAUGUGUGAACUGCCAAAGAGUCCGAGAACCAGCUUAUUUUUCUGUUGUCGUACAUUACCUGACAUGACCCAAUAUAAAUCUAGCUUCAUACCCGCUAGAACCCUGUUAAAGAAUUACAACCAGCUUCUCUGUUGUCAUGGUUCUGGAGUUCUAGCAUCAAUCUUGAGGCUGACUUUCUGAAAGUGGAAUCAGGAUCGACUUCGUCAAUGUUUCUUCCUGUCCCUGCUGCUCGACGGUGAGAUUUUUUUUUUGUUUACUGCUUCUCUGCGAUGUUCAUGUUAACGGUAACAAAGAACAGAAAUAAUUUUCUCUGUUGACUCUGGAUGUUCAAUGCCUAUUGUUUAGCUAUUCAUGAGAGGGAAUAGUUUGAUUCGCCCACGUUUUUUAGCACCUGGAUUCUUCAGUUCACUGACUUUUCCUGAAAAUCGGCUAGGAUGAUGACAAUAGGGUUGACCUCUGGUGUUUGACUUCUAUAGUUUUGACUUCUGACAGCUCUCCAAAUUUCAGAAAUCCAUCUGCUGGGGAAGAUCGGGAGGGACGCAUCUGCUCGCCCCAAUCACGAGGAGGGCGAGGGGAGCAGCUCCGCGUCCGUCGAAAAUGAGCUGAAUCAGGAAGAAGCACUACACAAGACGAACCAGCUGGAGGAGAAGGAGAUGGAGGAGGAGCUGGAGGGCCUGUUCAGGAAGAGCGUGGAGGAAGAAGUCAAAUGCUUCAUCUUCUCGGCCGCACUGGGCGAGGCGAGGGCCCACGGAGAGCCCCCGGUCAACGAGAGGCUGAGGGCCGCAGAGGAGGAGGCGGCGCUGCUGAAAAGGCGGCUGGAGCAGGUCGCUGCGUUCUGCAGAGGACUGGAAGGGACGGAGGAGGUUUUGAGGCUCCGCCAUGGCGUCUACAAUGUCUCUCUACGCUGGCUCGCCCAGUUGGUGCUGCUGCUCGUCGCUGUGGUGGCGCUGGUGGUGCAGAUCUUCUUUUCCUCCGGCGACGGCGGCGGCAUGGUGCCUACUUGA